GGUAGUUAACCCUAGUGUAGUUACCCGUUUGUAUCGUUUGACAAUUUAGAAAUGCGUUAAGUAAAAGUGGAAGUUCUGUAACUCUGUUUUGGUUCCCAUAUACGUGUUGGAUAAUUGUAAAAAUUUAAAUAAAAAGAGAAGACAUAAACACACAAUAGAGAGAGAACACGUGUUGGAUGAGACGUCUAACGACAUAAUGUUGAAGCGCAUAUUUCUUGUAAUACUGAUCACACUGACAUGUUUAUCACAAUCCGAGGCACAAUAUGACGACAAACGAUGUAAAUGCAUUUGUCCUAGUUUAGCAUCUAUGGGAAAUACCACACAAUUAUCGUUAGAACGACAACCAUACAUUAUAAAUGUUCCACCUUCUCAAUGUAACUGUGAAGGCGUUGUAUUAGUAAAAGUAGGAGACCAAUUAAAAGGCAAAGAGGAAAUAUAUUGCUCGAGAUGUGACUGCAAAUAUGAGAAUAGGAAUACCACUAUUAUUAAAAUAGUUGUAAUACUUGUUAUUUGGGUUAUAUCGCUUUUAGUCAUCUAUAUGUUAUUCUUAAUUUGUUUGGACCCAUUACUAAACAAAAGAAUUCAUAAAACGUCUGCAAAUAUUGGGUAUCAUGAACACAACAAUGAAGAGGAUGAUACAUCAAUAACGCCUGGCACAUCUCACCCUAUGGGUGAGAGAGGUAAUGUUUUAAAUCGUGUUGGACAUCAACAAGAUAAGUGGAAACGCCAAGUACGUGAACAAAGACGUAACAUUUAUGAUCGACAUACUAUGCUUAAUUAAGCUGUACAGUUCUGAAUCUAUGAAGGAUUACAUAUAAUAUAUCAAAAUAUAGAAGUUGUGACGUUUAUUUGAAGGCAUUUACAAUUCUGUAUAGAAUAAUUUUUAUUCAAUCUAUAAUAUUUAAAUGUAUAAAUUUAAUAAUAACCACAAACAUGAAUCAAUUUAUUGAUAAAUGCCAGCAAAUCAAGUCAUUGUCAGUGUUAAUAUUGCAUUGAGUAUGUAGAUAUAUAGUACUUCUAAGAUUCAUUUUGUCUAGUGUACAAAUCAAUAAAGUAUUAAAAAUGUAUUAUUCGUA
Molecule: messenger RNA, 1076 nt
Organism: Megalopta genalis
Lineage: Eukaryota; Metazoa; Arthropoda; Insecta; Hymenoptera; Halictidae
Source: RefSeq, a predicted model, not a curated record